Messenger RNA from Centropristis striata (black sea bass), 3686 nucleotides. RefSeq names its product G protein-coupled receptor 39 (gene gpr39). Lineage: Eukaryota; Metazoa; Chordata; Actinopteri; Perciformes; Serranidae. The transcript has 2 exons. Gene Ontology annotation, molecular function: G protein-coupled receptor activity. Bases 397 to 1671 code for a protein of 424 amino acids. Gene Ontology annotation, biological process: G protein-coupled receptor signaling pathway. The record is from RefSeq and is a predicted model, not a curated record. Gene Ontology annotation, cellular component: membrane.
UCAGACUGAGGUGAAACCACCCGACUCUGGACUUGAACCUGUGAGGACUCUUGGGGGAUUCCAGAUGAUCUUGAGGAAUGGGAGGAGAUGGACCUGGCUUAGAACCACACGCUGACUUAUGGCGGUAAAACAAUGGAUAUCUAAGAGAAAGUAGUGACGAGAUUUCAUAUUUUCUACUGGAGAGUGUCUUGAAAUGAUAGUCCGACUGUGAUUAGGAGUUUACCGCCCACUGGGAUACUCUCCUGGAAGACAUAACUCCAGACAAAGAAGAGUCUUAACUUGGAAAACGACUCACUUCUGGAUCUGGACUCUAAUCACAGAGGCUGCACCCAGCACGACUGAUAAGCUCAAGGGAAAAAAUCAAUAGCUGCAAAUCUGAGCUCACCACUCACCGAAAUGGAGGAAAUAGAGAUUGCAGACAAGAAAGACUGGAGGGAGCUUGAACCCACCUACCCCCUCAAAAUCUUCCUCACCGUCUUCUACAGCCUCAUCCUGGUGACGGGCAUCAUGGGUAACUCAAUCACCAUCAGAGUGACACAGGUGCUGAAGCGUAACGGCUACCUGCAGAAGAACGUCACCGACCACAUGGUCAGCCUGGCGUGCUCCGACCUGUUGGUGCUCCUCAUCGGCAUGCCGGUGGAGCUCUACAGCGCCAUCUGGUUCCCGUUCUCCACCGGAGAAGGGAAUGCUGCCUGCAAGAUCUACAACUUUCUGUUCGAGGCUUGCAGCUACGCCACCAUUCUCAACGUAGCCACGCUUAGCUUUGAGCGCUACGUGGCUAUCUGCCACCCGUUCCGCUUCAAAGACUUGGGUGGAAAACGUACCUCGGCGCUCAUCACCUUCGCCUGGCUGGUGUCCGUGCUCGUGGCCCUGCCGCUGCUGGUUGCCACGGGAACGCAGGGACACAUUCCCUACCUGCAGGACACACCUGUGCAGAAUCUGACUUUCUGUACCAAUCUGAGGGAGCGCUGGGUGAUGUACAGGGUCAGCAUCUUCGUGGCUUUCAUCCUCUACAUGAUCGUGUUGGUCGGUGUGGCCUUCAUGUGUCGGGCCAUGGUCCUCGUGCUCCGGAAACCUUUGGGAUCAUCGGAUGGAGGCACCAAUGGAGUCCAGAGAGCACCCAAGCAUGAGAGUUCAAGAGUCAAGACAGCCAGGAAGCAGACCAUCAUUUUUCUUGGUCUCAUUGUAGCGUCCUUGAUGGUGUGCUGGCUUCCCAACCAGAUCCGUCGUCUGAUGAUGGCUGCCGUGCCGAAGUCUCGCUGGACCUCUGCUUACUUCCAGCACUACAUCACUCUCCACCCGGUGGCCGACUCCUUCUUUUACCUGAGCUCCGUCCUCAACCCGUUCCUCUACAACCUCUCGUCCAGACAGUUCAGGGAGGUGUUCGUCCAGGUGCUGCGGUGCCGCCUCACCAUCGAACACGUCAACAAGCGCACCCUGCCAAGCUCCCGCGCCGCCUCUGCGCGCUCCCUUCAGCCGCUGCUGAUAAAGUCUUUACGUCGCGGCAGGGCGAACCGCUCCACCAUGGCGCAAGAGAAAACUCCUCCCACAUUUACAACCUUUCAGAGUCAAAGUGACUCAGGAAUUGCUUCAAAUACCCUCAGCCUGACUGAAGAGUCUGAUUCAAUUCUCAGAACAAAGACAGAUGUACCAUCAGAGACUGAAGUAUAAUGUGCUGUACAAUUUAAUGAAACACAAUGAACUGUAAAAACAAAUCAAGGAUGCUGUUUCUGUGCCAUCAGAAACUAAGAGAUAUUCCUUAUGCACAGUGAACACAGAACCAAGUGUGAAGUCAGAAACAGAUCACGUUCAGCUGACAAUUUGGCACAACAGCAAGCUUCAUGGGACUCCUCAAGUGUGAAAUUGUUAUCAAGUCUGAAAAUGAUUAUACCAAAGCUUAAAUACUCUCUUAAGCAUAAACAACCACCAGCUUGAGUAAAUGUAAAGGUACCCAGUGCAGUUUUUAGAAAACAAGUGGUGCUAUGGCGAACUGUUUUGGUUUACAAAAAAUACAACUAAUGGUUCAUGAAGCUUCGUUUGGACAUCACUAGUUCCCAUACAACAAAAACUGCAUUCUUAAUUACAUUUUGAGGGGAAAGUGUUUUCUCUCGAAUUAUAGUUGCAGAUUUAAGCAGGUGAUACAUGUGAAUUGAAACAAAGCUAUGUGGUGAGGUUUACGAAGAGAUCGUGGUUUUGGUUAAAUUAAGUAAAAGAAGCAAACUGAGUCAACAUUUGUUUUACGCAGCGCACAAACGGCUGCCUCCUUGGUAAAAGUCCCAUGCUUGUUUGACCCAUUUAUCCACCUCGACCUCCUCAUGUAGCAAAAAUGUGGCUUGGAUAGAAUGUAUUUGUGAUGCAUCAACAACAAAUUUAAUUACAUUUCCCUCCAUAUGUAACUGACAGUGCUGUUUUGUUGAAUGGGUGGACCAUUUUUAGGAGAUCUUGUUUUGGGUCCAAUGGUUUGUCCAAUACAAUAAGCACAAUAUGAACCUGGGGCCGUCUUAGAACAAUUUGGUAUUCAGUUGUGAUGGCCAAAUGAAGCUUCAUGAACCCUUCUUAAUUCCAGAGCCCACUAGACCUCUGCUGUCUGUCCAACAAAGGAUUGAAAGCACACUGAAUUGCCAUUCAAUUAGUCUUUUCCCUUAAACCAAGAGGGCCAUCUAGUGGGGUCAACGGAUACAACUAAUGGUUCAUGAAGCUUCAUUUGGACACCACUAGUAUUCAGUUCUCUUAAUACAUCCAUGACACUCAAGCUAUAUGAUGUCCUGUGGCUUCUUACUAUUCCACUCACAGACGGCUGAGACAGCAAAGCAUUAGCAUUAAGAUGGGGGAGAGGAGGGCAUUUAGCUGCUGUAAACUGAGAUGGAUGCAAUGCAGGUCUCAAAAUUUGGCCUUUACAAAUGUUUUCAGCAUAUUUGUUAGAUCUCAAGGACACACAUGCAAAUAAAAGUCCACAGGGUACCUUUAAGGUUUAGGUGACCUCUAAACCAACCACUCAACAAACUCAUCCACCACAACAGAAACUGAAUAUUACAUUUUUAUGGACAACACCAACUUUUUGCAUGUUAACCACAUCACAUUAUGUCGUAAUAUAUUUGUCUCUGAAAUAAUUUCUGUCAAGGUAUGCAUAUUGAUGCCUUAACAUACAACAUAUCCCCUGAUAGUACGGGGCAGUAUAUCUGUGGACGUUUUUACACCUAAAGUUCAUUUUCUCUGGUCUGAAUCAGUUGACGAGUCUGUAAACUUGGAGCAUUUUGUUUGGAUUUGGUUUCUUUCACAUCCAAGCGAACCAGAAUGCAUCACUGCAAAUGUGACAAUGUCUCUGCUUAUUGGUCAGAUGUGUUUAGGGCAGGAGAAAAAAUGUAAACACAUGUAGCCAAUUCAGACCACCAAACAGCUGGUCUGGACCACUGGGCUGCAGGUACCGACCACUAGGAGGCUGGUCCCGACCACCUACAGACUGGUCUGGACCACUAGUCUGUGAACGGACUGGACAGACCACUGAAUUGUCUACAACCCCAUUGCUGAAAAAGUGCUAAAAGUGUAAAAACAUCCUUUGAAGCCGAAUGAGUAAGCCCUGUCUGUUGCUUUUGUAAAGUUGGCCCAUUCUGCCCAGUGGGUCUUCAAUGAUGAUUGAGACGGAUUAAAUUUGAAAUAGUCUUCACAUUCUUUCAGGAGAAUCCUAC